This is a messenger RNA of Neomonachus schauinslandi (Hawaiian monk seal), 1343 nucleotides long. It is a transcript of the gene ADRA2B, whose product is annotated as adrenoceptor alpha 2B. Gene Ontology annotation, biological process: regulation of smooth muscle contraction; regulation of vasoconstriction; adenylate cyclase-activating adrenergic receptor signaling pathway. The transcript has a single exon. Gene Ontology annotation, cellular component: membrane. Lineage: Eukaryota; Metazoa; Chordata; Mammalia; Carnivora; Phocidae. The record is from RefSeq and is a predicted model, not a curated record. Gene Ontology annotation, molecular function: alpha2-adrenergic receptor activity. Bases 9 to 1343 code for a protein of 444 amino acids.
ACUCCGCCAUGGACCACCAGGAGCCCUACUCGGUGCAGGCCACCGCGGCCAUCGCGGCGGUCAUCACGUUCCUCAUCCUCUUCACCAUCUUCGGCAACGCGCUGGUCAUCUUGGCUGUGCUGACGAGCCGCUCGCUGCGCGCCCCGCAGAACCUGUUCCUGGUGUCGCUGGCCGCUGCCGACAUCUUGGUGGCCACGCUCAUCAUCCCUUUCUCGCUGGCCAACGAGCUGCUGGGCUACUGGUACUUCCGGCGCACGUGGUGCGAGGUGUACUUGGCGCUCGACGUGCUCUUCUGUACCUCGUCCAUCGUGCACCUGUGCGCCAUCAGCCUGGACCGCUACUGGGCCGUGAGUCGCGCGCUGGAGUACAACUCCAAGCGCACCCCGCGCCGCAUCAAGUGCAUCAUCCUCACCGUGUGGCUCAUCGCAGCGGUCAUCUCCCUGCCACCGCUUAUCUACAAGGGCGACCAGGGGCCCCAGCCCCGCGGGCGCCCCCAGUGCAAACUCAACCAAGAGGCCUGGUACAUCCUGGCCUCUAGCAUCGGGUCCUUCUUUGCACCCUGCCUCAUCAUGAUCCUUGUCUACCUGCGCAUCUACCUGAUCGCCAAACGCAGCCACCGCAGAGGUCCCAGGGCCAAGGGGGGCCCUGGGCCGGGUGAGUCUAAGCAGCCCUGCUCAGUCCCUACGGGAACUUCAACCAAACUACCAACCUUGGCCUCUCUGGCUGCUUCUGAGGAGGCCAAUGGACACUCUAAGCCUACGGGGGAGAAGGAGGGGGAUACCCCUGAAGAUCCUGGGACCCCUGCCUUGCCACCCAGCUGGUCAGCCCUUCCCAGCUCAGGCCAGAGUCAGAAGGAAGGUGUGUGUGGGGCAUCUCCAGAGGAGGAAGCUGAAGAGGAGGAGGAGGAGGAGGAAGAGUGUGAGCCUCAGGCCUUACCAGCAUCUCCUGCGUCAGCGUGCAGCCCACCCCUGCAGCAGCCACAGGGUUCCCGGGUGCUGGCAACCCUACGUGGCCAGGUGCUCCUGGGCAGGGGUGUAGGCACCGCGAGUGGGCAGUGGUGGCGGCGGCGGGCACAGCUGACUCGGGAGAAGCGGUUCACCUUUGUGCUGGCCGUGGUCAUUGGCGUUUUUGUGCUCUGCUGGUUCCCCUUCUUCUUCAGCUACAGCCUGGGAGCCAUCUGCCCACAGCACUGCAAGGUGCCCCAUGGCCUCUUCCAGUUCUUCUUCUGGAUUGGCUACUGUAACAGCUCGCUGAACCCCGUCAUCUAUACCAUCUUCAACCAGGACUUUCGCCGUGCCUUCCGAAGGAUCCUUUGCCGCCAGUGGACCCAGACGGCAUGGUGA